AUGCCUUUCCUCAACUUAUCCAACGCGGAGUUCGCACCCCUGUUCCAAUUGCUCGAAAACUAUGAGCCCCACCGAACCUGCCCCACAAAGAACACCCGCACUCGCCGCACCUUCUAUGCUCCAGCCUUUGAUGUGCGCGAAGUAUCCGACAGCUAUUACUUGGACGGCGAGUUGCCAGGCGUGGACCAAAAUGCCAUCGAUAUUGAAUUCCGCGAUCCCCAAACACUAGUUAUUAAGGGUCGCUCUGAGCGGAAUUACCAAACAACCCAGCCUGAGUCCUCCAGUGACUCUGAGGAGUUCACAAAGCUGCGCCAACCUACUGUUGAGGAUGAAGAUGAAUCCGACUCCAAUGACUCCGAUACCAAUACUGCCACCUCAAGUGGAUCCACUAAGACACCGACACCCACUCAGACCCCAACCUCUAAGUACUGGGCAUCAGAGCGUUCGAUCGGUGACUUCGAGCGCACAUUCAGCUUCCCUUCACGCGUCGAUCAAGAUGCCGUUCGUGCCAGUCUGAAGAAUGGUGUUUUGUCUGUUGUUUUGCCCAAGGAGGCUACCCCAGUGGCGAAGAAGAUUCGUGUUGAGUAA
Molecule: messenger RNA, 588 nt
Organism: Penicillium malachiteum
Lineage: Eukaryota; Fungi; Ascomycota; Eurotiomycetes; Eurotiales; Aspergillaceae
Product: Hsp20/alpha crystallin family protein
Exons: 1
Coding region: 1-588 (195 amino acids)
Biological process (GO): protein complex oligomerization; response to salt stress; response to hydrogen peroxide
Source: RefSeq, a predicted model, not a curated record